Messenger RNA from Cuscuta campestris, 1059 nucleotides. The record is from the annotation of a GenBank genome assembly. NCBI's taxonomy places the organism in Eukaryota, Viridiplantae, Streptophyta, Magnoliopsida, Solanales, Convolvulaceae.
CAAUGCUUCUGCUUAUUUCUUCAAUUUUUUUGCAUAAUUUGUUCAUCAGCGCCUUCCUAUAAAUUGCAGCGUGCUGUGCCCCUCAAGAAGACAAUGGUUGGCUGGAGAAUGCAACAUCAGGUUUCGUUUCUUAUGGUUGAAUUCAAUUAAGAACCCUCGAUUUUCUUCUGAUUUUCUCCCCCAAUUUCGUUUUAAAAAUUAAUUCAUAAAUCAAAAAGACUGGUUUUUUGUCCACUCCCUAAUACCGUUAUCCCCAUUUAGUAUAAAGAUCGAGCAAGAACGAAGAUAAGUUCUUGUAGUCACCUCAAGAAGGCAUAAAAAUGGCGACGGUAUCAUUUUCCCGAUCCCUAAUCGCCCUCUCCCCUUUUAAACCCCACGCCCAGACCUAUUUGCGGUUCGCACUUCGUGCGGCCGCCGGAGAUUCCCCAUCCGGUCCCGAAGAAGCAAAAUCCCAGGCAACCUCCUCCGAACCUGACGACUUCGAUUCCCGGCUCUCCAGAUUCCGGAUCCGUUACCGGACAGGAGUGGGUAAGAAGGCAGAGCGAAGGAAGGCUCGACAAGCGAAGAUGAGAGGAUCAGAGCCUGGAUCCGGGAUCUACCUCCCGCCUGUGCCACUGCAAGAACCGGCGUCGGAGGGGCUGAAUGUGGAGUUCGGGUUCACCCGGUAUUCCGAACGGGCCAAUGGUCGGAUUGCAAUUCUGGGAUUAUUUGCUUUGUUGAUGGUGGAGCUGGCGACUGGUCAGGCGGUGGUAAAGUAUCAUACUCCGGCGGUAGUUGUGCUUCAGGUAUACUUCGUGGCGGCGGCUGUGGCGGUGUAUGCUAAGUACGAGAAGGAAAGACUUAGUGUGUGGCCUGGCUCGCCUCCGGCUGAGGAAUAAGAAUUGAUUGUAAAAGUUUCCUUUUUAUUGUGUUUCUUGUGCAUUGUAAAGAUAAAUUGAGCUUAUGUGUUUCUUUGGGAGAUCUUUUCUUAAUGUAUUGUUUACCCAAAAUCAUAAAAAAGUUUGUUCUUUUAGUCUUUUUUUAAAUGUAAAAGCUUGUUUGGGAUAUUUGGUUCUAUGA